AUGGCCCUCCCCGGCCUCGACGUAACCGACUCAAUUGACUCCUCUACAAUCCUAACUCGGGAACUAAAACCAAACCAAGAAUUCCGCUUCGAAGUCGCUCCGAACACCAGCAUCACCAUCCGACUAACCGCCGGAACAGCAGGUACCGCCGAACUCUUUGGUACCGAAUUAUCAAAGGGUCUUCCGUAUACCUUCACCUGUUGCAAAUCCGCCAUUUACACAUGGACGGGAUGUUCCCUCUCCAUCGAAGGGUCUCCCUCGGUGGAGUAUAUCGCUGAAGAAACCCCCAUGACGACAUAUCUAAACCUCCAUAUCGCACUCGAAAAGCUACGUGUGGCAGCCAGCGACUGUCCUCCUACCACCGAAGGUGCUCAGGGGCCCAGAAUCCUACUGAUAGGACCACCGGAUGUGGGCAAAACGACAGUGGCGAAGAUCCUUACGGGGUAUUCGAUACGACAGGGGAGGAAGCCUAUGGUUAUCAACCUUGAUACGGGCGGAGAAGGGGUUUUGUCUGUUCCUGGGACGAUUACGGCGGCUAGUUUUGGAAGUGUGAUGGAUGUUGAGGAUGGGUUUGGGAAUAGUCCUAUGAGUGCUCCGUCUGCUAUUCCUGUGAAGUUGCCGUUGGUGUAUUAUUAUGGAUUGGAGACGCCGGAGGGUGGGGUUAGGAGAUAUAAACGGUUGAUUUCGAGGAUGGCGGUGGCGGUUAAUAGCCGCUUGGAGGAAGAUAUUGAGUCUAAAAACACUGGCUUAAUAAUCGACACCCCGUCCUUCGACAACCAAACAAACGGCGAUCUAAUCUCCUACAUUGUCGCCGAAUUCUCCAUCACCACAAUCGCGAUCUUAGGUUCCGAACGUCUCUACAACACCAUGUUAAAGUCAUUCUCCGCCUCAACCAACAUCAAUGUCAUCAAACUCCCCACCUCAGGUGGCUGCGUCGACCGUGACGUCCCUUACAAAAAAUCCCUUCGAGACGCAACAGUGAAAAAAUACUUCUUCGGUGAUGAUAAAUGUACAUUAAGUCCUUACACCGUUAGUAUCGAACUAGAUUCUCCCGGGUUUUCGUUAUGGGAGACGGUAGACUCGUCUUCCGAUAAGAAGAAUAUUUCUUUCUUACCGAUUGGAGAGGAUGAGAGUAGUUUACAGACCGGGGAGGAUGAUGUGGUUAGGAAGUUGGCGCCGGGGGAUGUGGAUAGUAGGUUUGAAAACUUGGUGGUGGCGGUUUUGCAGGUUGAUGCUAAGGAUGCUGGGGCUAAAGAGGUGGCUGAGAGUGCGGUUUUGGGGUUCUUGUUUGUACAGGAGAUUGAUGAGAAGGAGAGGAGGAUGAAGGUUUUGAGCCCUGUGCCUGGGAGGGUGCCGUCGAAGGCUUUGUUGGUUGGGAAGUGGCCGGAUGGGAUGUUUUUGACUUGA
Molecule: messenger RNA, 1407 nt
Organism: Orbilia oligospora ATCC 24927
Lineage: Eukaryota; Fungi; Ascomycota; Orbiliomycetes; Orbiliales; Orbiliaceae
Exons: 3
Coding region: 1-1407 (468 amino acids)
Biological process (GO): tRNA splicing, via endonucleolytic cleavage and ligation
Cellular component (GO): mRNA cleavage factor complex; nucleus
Molecular function (GO): polynucleotide 5'-hydroxyl-kinase activity
Source: RefSeq, a predicted model, not a curated record